Molecule: messenger RNA, 3226 nt
Organism: Pyricularia grisea
Lineage: Eukaryota; Fungi; Ascomycota; Sordariomycetes; Magnaporthales; Pyriculariaceae
Exons: 3
Coding region: 488-2887 (799 amino acids)
Biological process (GO): chromatin remodeling; regulation of transcription by RNA polymerase II
Cellular component (GO): nucleus; SWI/SNF complex; nuclear chromosome
Molecular function (GO): transcription coregulator activity
Source: RefSeq, a predicted model, not a curated record
CGCGAAUUGAAUCGCCAUCAGCCCAGCCCAACCCAACAUUCAAUUCAUUGCGCGACUCCGCCGUCGCAUUUUUAUCAUAUUGUUUUACUGCGGGGGCCAGCUACAGUUGCUAUAUCGUCUUUGUUCGCAUUGCAUCACUGUGUGCGACAACUAUCGUGCACGCGCAUCGAUUGAGCGGGUAGAUGAAUGAGCAGCGCCUUCAAUUGCUUGUAUAGCUGAGAGGUAAGGUACAACAUUACCUACCUAUCUUGCCCACAUACCUGCCCAGCUGGCUAGAUCAGAUCUAGAAAAGUGCUGGUCCGCCAUCCAAGUGCAUACCAGUCAGCCCGCCACUGCGUCGAAUUACUGUACGGACCAUUCCAUCCCAUUCCAUCGCCGGAGCGACGAACGACCGACCGUCACGUCACGUCAGUGAAGGACGAGCGCGCCUUCAGAUAAAUCGAACCCUUGCGCGCCGUGUGACAUAUUUAUUGGCCUUGCCCACUAGAUGGCAACCUCAGAUCCUUCCAACGCCACGCCUCCCGGCCCCGGUUUGGAUGUCGGCGCUUCCAAUGUCGACAAUGCUGUGACCUCUGGCCAGUCGGCGGCCGCGUCGGUCGCUGGUUCAUCGUCAUCUUCCGCCGCGCCCGCCGCCAGUUCCGAUCCAUCGGCCCCCGCUCAGAAGCAUUCUUCAUCGCCUCCUGCCAAGACUUUGCCCGUGAGGACAAAAGAGUCCCUUCAGGAAUAUGUCCUCAAUCGCAUCAUGGCACGGGACAAGGUGGCCCACGAGGCUUUUGUCAAAACGGAAGAACGAGCGAGGGCGGCAAUGGACAGGCUACACAGAAAGGUCGAGGAGUAUGAAACAAUCCACGCGCAUAAGAAUGAGUUUACACCAAGUCGCAUGUACGGCCAGGGUUACAACGGCUUCGGGAACGGCACGACUGAUGAUCCCGCCGGUCCUCGAAUCAUCUAUCCCAAAAACAAACCGAGACCUGGCAAGAGGACAACCGAGCCACUCAAGUGGCGGAAGAAGGACAUGCGCAAGCAGGCCGAACAACACGAAGAGCUCGUUCCCAUAAGAAUCGACGUGGACUAUGACAAGGUCAAACUUCGAGACACUUUCACCUGGAACCUUCACGAUCGUCUGGUAUCAGUGGACCUUUUUGCGCGCCAGCUAUUGGAAGACCUCGGCCUGACGCCACAGAAGGAUCCAACGUUGUAUUCUCCCGUUUUGACGCAGGUUGGCCGCCAGAUCCUCGACCAGCUUGAGGAUUUCUAUCCCAGUGUUUGUUCAGACGAGGAUGCAUUGGAUCCUGAGCUGCCAUACUCGGCGUACAAGAACGACGAGAUGAGGAUUCUUGUGAAGCUAAACAUCACAAUAGGGCAGGUUACCUUGGUGGACCAGUUCGAGUGGGAAAUCAACAACCCAAUCAACUCACCCGAGGAAUUUGCGAACAGCAUGUCACGGGAUUUGUCGUUAUCAGGCGAGUUUGCGACAGCUAUAGCGCACUGCAUACGAGAGCAGAGUCAACUUUUCACCAAGAGCCUGUACAGUAUAGGCCAUCCGUUCGACGGUCGCCCGGUGGAGGAUCCUGACCUGGUCGCCGCAUUUCUGCCUUCUCCGAUUCCAUCUGUCUUUAGACCGCAACAGCAAGCUAAGGAGUAUGCACCUUAUCUUUACGAGCUCACAGACGCCGACUUGGAGCGUAACGAGGUCAUAUUCUCUCGCGAACAACGGAGACAGAAACGAUCAGUCAACCGUCGUGGAGGGCCGCAAUUACCAGAUCUCAAAGAACGCCAGCGCACCGUUCGCACGCUCGUUGUAUCCUCAGUGCUGCCCGGUGCCGCCACCAGCGUGGAAGAGAGCAGGCUAUACAAGAGGGUUCCCGCGGGUCCUGGGCCUGGAGGGCGUAGGAAGGGAUUACGGGAUGGUGAUCUGUCAGACUCAGACGAUAGCGAAGACUCUGCGCCAGAUUCACCCGCCUUAUCCCAGCUAGUUGGCACCGCUCGCACGCGCGGUAUGCGCGGAGCGGCGACAGCGGCGCAGCAGAGGAUGGCGAACCUGGGCCGCUCAGAGACUCCGGAAUCAGGCACGAUAUUAUACCACGAUGCGCGCCCAUCUCGGCGCUUCAACCCGCGUGAGGCUAGAGAAUCUACGGAGGAUACCCCAAGUUUGGUUGUGAAACUCACUGUUCCGAGAGAGCGGCUGAAGAGGCUGCUCGACGGCGAGAGGGUCAAACCAUCCAUACCGGUUGGUCUGAGAACACCAGGCAUGCCUCAGCGGAAUCCGGGUGCCAUGGGCCCUCCAUCAACACCAGCGACAUCCUCACAAAACUUGGCGGCUACACCUUCCGGCGUACAAUCGUUGCCACCAGGGCAAUUUGGCCGCCUUCCCGCACCACGGCCACCAAUAGGCGAUCCUGCCCCGACAGCGCCUCCUGUUCCUGACUGGCUCGUGGCUAGCCUACGAGAACUGCAACAAUUGUACCCCAGCGACAUGUUUGAGGGCACUAUGAGGUAUUGCGCUCUCAAGGCCGAGACUAAUCAAGUGGUGGCCGCGCCGCCCUUGGAUCAGCCGGCACCUCCGGAACUUGUUUUCUACUACCUCCCGCGCAUCCGUUGUCUUGACUGUCCUGGAAAGGUCUACACUCCAGGACCAGAUACGUCAGUCAUCAACUUUGAGGUGCAUCUCAAGAACCGUGGCCACCGCGAGAAGGUGGACCAACGCGUAGGAAGGUUAGUCUCACAAAAGAAAAUCCCCCCCGUGGCCUACUGCCCCACGCAAUCCUUCCGCUUCCGCCCCUCGCCCAUCGGCCUCUCAAUCACCUGCUCCCCGGGCGCCUUCGGCAUAGGACUCCGGAUAUUCCAGCCCCAUCAGGGCUAUGCGCACAACCAGAUACUCUACUGAACAUGGUGUCGCAGCCAAACCUGACGAGGGGAUUUACGGGAUGGACGUUUGGGACGAGAGCAGCGAAAGUGAUGAAACAGAAGAUGACCCCAGCGAUGCCGAUUGGAUCGAGGGCAGUUGUUAAAGCGACGAAUAUCUAUAACUAAAAGAAAUAGGGAUACAUCAUUCUAUUUCUCGAUUGUGUGCAUAUAUUAUCACCUUGGCCCGCCCAUUGUUUAGCUUUCUUCUUUUUUCUUGCCCUAGGCCCAUGUUGUUUUUGGCCUGUAUUUAUUUACUCAAUAUAUGAUCAUCCCAUUCGGACUCGGGUCUUUGGCUACUAUAUACGUAAUCAUUUUGCAC